Messenger RNA from Phoenix dactylifera (date palm), 1106 nucleotides. The record is from RefSeq and is a predicted model, not a curated record. NCBI's taxonomy places the organism in Eukaryota, Viridiplantae, Streptophyta, Magnoliopsida, Arecales, Arecaceae.
CUAUUUUCUGUACGCGGUUUCAUCUCUCUCCACCUCCAUUGCCUGCCCCAUUCUCCCUCGCCUUCUUCACCACGCCUCUUUCCCGGUCUUCUCUCUCUACACCACAGGCGGCGAACUACUACUCGAGGUAGCCGGAGAAGAGGACAGUUCGAUGGCGGCGACGCCGCUUCCACCGGCGGGGCAGGUGGCGGCGAUGGCGGCGGGGGGCGAGGGGAACCCCCCGGGGAUGCCUCCGCCGCCCGGGACGGACAUGACCGGGAUCUGCUUCCGGGACCAGUUGUGGCUCAACACCUACCCGCUCGACCGCAGCCUCGUCUUCGACUACUUCGCCCUUUCCCCCUUCUACGACUGGUCCUGCAACAACGAACAGCUCCGCUCCCGCUCCAUCCACCCCCUCGAUCUCUCCCACCUCUCGAAGAUGACGGGAAUUGAGUACGUGCUGAGCGAGGUGAUGGAGCCGCAUCUGUUUCUGAUCCGGAAGCAGAAGAGAGAUGGGCCGGAAAAGGUCAACCCGAUGCUCACUUAUUAUAUUCUCGAUGGUUCCAUCUACCAGGCGCCGCAGCUCUGCAAUAUCUUCGCCGCCCGCAUGGGCAGGGCUCUUUAUCAUAUAUCAAAAGCUUUCAAUACAGCAUCCUCAAAGUUGGAGAAGAUUGGUUAUGCUGAGGCAGAAAAUGAAGAUACCAACUCUGAAUCAAAGGCAGCAAAGGAGGCCAUUGACAUCAAGGAAUUAAAACGAGUUGACCAUAUUCUUGCAUCAUUGCAACGCAAGCUGCCACCAGCCCCACCUCCGCCGCCAUUUCCAGAGGGCUAUGCACCUCCUUCAAGCUCCGAGGCAGAAAAAGGGCCAGAAGACCAACAAACAGCAGACCCUCAGGUUCCUCCUAUGGAUCCUAUCAUUGACCAAGGCCCAGCCAAAAGGAUUAAAUUUCAGUGAUAAUUUGGGAGCGGUACCAGUUCCUCCAGUUUUAUGAGUAGCUUGAGUAAAAGAUUGAUUUCCCUCUAACCAAUGUCUUGGGUUUCUCGUUCACAUUUGUCUUAUUUCUCCAUAGACUGUAGAAAAGAUUUGCCAUUUUUAUACAUGUUGAAUCCUUUUAUUCUCCCCUCCA